This is a messenger RNA of Aphidius gifuensis, 1005 nucleotides long. RefSeq lists its product as uncharacterized. Lineage: Eukaryota; Metazoa; Arthropoda; Insecta; Hymenoptera; Braconidae. The transcript has 5 exons. The record is from RefSeq and is a predicted model, not a curated record. The coding region runs from base 64 to 1005 and encodes 313 amino acids.
GAUUUAAGACACUCUAGGAAUCUACUAAAAUUUACUCCAAAAAAGAAUCGGUUGCAGACAGUUAUGUUCAAAAUUACAUCAACCUCGUGUCGAAUCACAACAUUUGUUUCAAACAAAAAGUUAGGUCUUACUAAUUUUUGUUUCCUAUCGAAAAAAAAACUCCCAGCGAAAGUAAUGGAUACUCAAUUUAAUAAAUUUAUCUAUAGAACUACUAGAGAUUUUCAUAAUGACCGAAUUGCUGACGAAUUUGAAACCAAGCCAAUCUAUGAGUCAAGUACUUUGGAAAAAAAUUUUGAUAAAUUAAUUGGAGCCAGUAAAAUUAAACAGGUCAUUGAGAGUGGAUACUAUGUGGAUAAAACAAAAUAUUUCCAAGAAAUGAUUGAAGGAUACCUUGGUUAUUUUAUAAUACGACCAAAACAUUUUGGAAAGUCACUGAUGCUGGAUACCAUUUCUGAAAUAUGUGAAGGAAAAAAAAAUAAACAAUUAUUUAAAAACACUGCUAUUGGACAAUCACCAACAUAUGAAUGGAAAAAGUAUGCAGUUUUUAAAUUUGAUUUUUCAAAACUAAAUAAUGAAUCAGAAGAACAAUUUGAAUUGGCUUUAUUAAAUCAAAUGAAGGAAAAUUGUAAAAAAUAUAAUAUUAAACAUAGAGAAUCUGUUGGCAUAAUGUCACUUAUGCAUGAUAUGCGAGAAGGUGUUGCCAAUCUAAAAAAUGGCUAUGAAUCUAGAGCAGUAGUACUCAUUGAUGAGUACCAAGCACCAUUAAAUAAUUGUCAAAAUAAAAAUAAAAUAAUUCGUAUUAUGCGUCAUUUUUUUUGUAAUUUAAAAGGUAAGGCAAUGGUAUUGGUAACUGGUUCCUCAAGAUUUGGAUUGGCAGAUAUUUUUUCUCCAGCUCAUAAUUUAUUCGAUGCCACACUAUAUGGAGACGUAAGUGCCAUUUGUGGCUUCACAAAAUCAGAGCUGACUGAAGUUUUUGAAGAUAAGAUUACUGAAAUGCAUCGAUAA